CCGAGUCCGGGAGGGACGCAUUUCACCAGCUCUCCGCUGACCCCCAGCCCCCGCCCCGCCCAUGGCCGCGCCGGGACCCAGCGCCUUACGGGCCGCGCUCUGUGGUGGCUGCUGCUGCCUCCUCCUGUGUGCCCAGCUCGCUAUGGCUGGUAAAGGAGCUCGAGGCUUUGGGCGGGGAGCCUUGCUCCGCAUGAACAUCUGGCCAGCUGUCCAGGGGGCCUGCAAACAGUUCAAGCUCUGUGAGCAUUGUGUGGAGGGGCACAAAGCACACAACAUCUCGGGCUGUGUGUGGGAGCAGUGUCAGCCAGAAGAACCAGGACACUGUGUGGCCCGAGCUGAGGUGGUCAAGGAAGGUUGCUCUGUCUACAACCGCUCAGAGUCGUGUCCAGCUGCCCACCACCACCCCACCUAUGAACCAAAGGCGGUCACAACAGGGAGCCCCCCGGUCCCUGAGGCCCACGGUCCUGGCUUUGAUGGGGCCAGCUUCGUUGGGGGCGUCGUGCUCGUGCUGAGCCUGCAGGCAGCGGCCUUCUUCGUCUUGCGCUUCCUCAAGGCCAAGGACAGCACCUACCAGACACUGAAGCCGAGUGGAGAGGCCAUAGAGGGUGAUGGAGGCGAGGUCAGCCGCUGGAGCCUGACUGCUCUGUGUGAACUGGAGGAGGUUAUUUCCCGGCUCUGGCCCUGCUUCCCCAUCUGUACAGCAGUGUCCGUGUCAGUGGGAUGUGGGGAAGAUUCAGAGCAGAUGCACAUGUUCCAUCCGCAUUCCGGACGCCAUCACCCCACAACCUUCGCGCUACUUCCUGCCCCAGGCCCAGCCUCCCCGCACGCCAGCUGGAAGGGCACUGCGGGACCCUGGGGCCCGCAGCAGUUCCGGCUCCUCCGUGGCCUCGCAGGGAGCUCACCUGCCCACUCGUGCCACCAUCGACAUGCCUAACAGUCACCUCCUCGCCUCUCCCCUUCCACACUCACUUCCAUCAAAGUGAUGGCAUCAAAGCCCCCAUCUCAUCAGCCAUCAGCCUCCCCUUGGAGCACCCCUUUCUCCAUACUCGGAUCUGCCUCUUGUUCUCAGCCUGUCUGGCUUUCUCUCUCCUCCAAGCCUUUGUACACAGUUUCUCCAGCCCGGAUUGCCCUCCCUUGGCUUCUGCAGCCAGCACUUAGUGCUGGCAGGGAUAAUGCCCAUCCUUUCCAGAGCUGAGAGAGGAAAUACCCCCACCUCCUCCUGAUUCUACAGUCAGUUAAGGAAAUUUCUUUUGGAUGGUUGCUUUUUCCAAAGUGGUCAAUGCCUGUAAAAAACAAAAGGACUGUACCAAAUUUUCUAUAUAAAGAGUGAGAAACACUUUCCCCUUGGUCCCACUCCCCGGAAAUAAUUAUGCUUCAGGGGCACCUGGGUGGCUC
Molecule: messenger RNA, 1395 nt
Organism: Hyaena hyaena (striped hyena)
Lineage: Eukaryota; Metazoa; Chordata; Mammalia; Carnivora; Hyaenidae
Gene: CD164L2
Product: CD164 molecule like 2
Exons: 6
Coding region: 62-934 (290 amino acids)
Cellular component (GO): cytoplasmic vesicle
Source: RefSeq, a predicted model, not a curated record